Messenger RNA from Hippocampus comes (tiger tail seahorse), 985 nucleotides. Its product is annotated as thyroid peroxidase-like. NCBI's taxonomy places the organism in Eukaryota, Metazoa, Chordata, Actinopteri, Syngnathiformes, Syngnathidae. Bases 122 to 961 code for a protein of 279 amino acids. The transcript is spliced from 6 exons. Gene Ontology annotation, molecular function: heme binding; peroxidase activity. The record is from RefSeq and is a predicted model, not a curated record. Gene Ontology annotation, biological process: response to oxidative stress.
UUAAGCGCUAGGCCACUGAUUCAGGCACAUGUAAUAGGCUGCUCAUGAAGAACACAUGCCAAGCUGAAGUGUACAGGUAAAAAGUGCAAAAGGUUUUACUGUUGACUUUAGCCCACACAGAAUGGCUUGUUAUGCAAUGUUAUAUUUCGGCAUGGUCGUCUUCUGCAGUUUUUCUACAAUUAUGUCAACAGAUGAGGUCAACUUCCUCAACGCUACAUCCAUUCAAAAAUUGAUUAUGUCAUCAUAUGAAGAAAGUCGUCAAAUGCUUGAUGAAAAAUCCUUUCAAACCAUACAAAGACGAAGUUCACGCGUGUCCUCCGUGCAUGGCUUUUCAUUUCGUCGACAAACUGAGACAGAGACCCUUGAGAUAGGACAUGCUGCUGAGGUUUUCCAAUUAACUCUGCAAGGCCUUCAAAAAAAACUGAAGCAGCGGUACAAAAGGGAUAUCACAGCAACAGAUUUGCUUUCAUGGGAGCACGUGGAGCUGAUCGCAGAGCUGUCAGGAUGUCCACCUCCAGGGCAUCCGGCUACUUCCCAGUGUAGUUACCUCAGCAAGUAUCGUUCCAUAAACGGCAUGUGCAACAACAGGAACAAUCAUCUCUGGGGAGCAGCCAACAUCCCUUUAAAAAGGUGGCUUCCACCUCAAUAUGAAGAUGGAGUACGACAACCCAAAGGUUGGAACGCAGGAAGGCUCUAUAAUGGAUUUGAACUUCCCAAGCCAAAGGAAGUCAGCAAAAAGAUCAUGGGGAGUUCUAUCAAGUGUGAAGACGAUGCCUACUCUCAUAUGCUUGUGGAGUGGGGCCAGUACAUUGACCAUGACAUAACGUUCACCCCUCAAAGCUCCGGGAAGCCCGGAGAUGACUGCCUGAACUCUUGUAAAAAUGUACACCCGUGCUUUCCAAUCCAGGUAAACUGUAACCGAAACAAAAAUUCUGCUGCACCUUUGCCAAACCUUUUCUGAACUGCCUUCCAAGUAAUUCUUGAC